Messenger RNA from Syngnathus typhle (broad-nosed pipefish), 1568 nucleotides. RefSeq names its product deleted in primary ciliary dyskinesia homolog (mouse) (gene dpcd). The transcript has 6 exons. Lineage: Eukaryota; Metazoa; Chordata; Actinopteri; Syngnathiformes; Syngnathidae. The coding region runs from base 189 to 800 and encodes 203 amino acids. The record is from RefSeq and is a predicted model, not a curated record.
GACGUCUGAUGACAUUUCUUUCAAACCAAACAUAUUCCUUUACAAAGGUGUGAAGUUUUUUUUGUUGUUAAAAUAAAUUUAAACUUGAUUUGUUUUCACUAAAAGCUAAAAGCUCCGUGUUAAUUUUGUUUACUGUGAGUUGCCGUGGUUACGGGUUGAUUCCGGAAGUUUCUUUGCACAACACAACAAUGGCUGUGCAAAGCUGGAUCGACAACUUAAAAUCGUCAAAGAAAACUGCAUUGAUUCACGAUGGGAAAAGGAAGAUCCACUACCUCUUUGGAGAUGGAAAAGAAAUGGCAGAAGAGUAUGACUUAAGAACAGAUGAACUUGUUGUGCGGAAGUGGCGUCACAAAAACUCACUUGGAGCGCAAGGUCAAUGGCAGGUCGAAGUUGGGGAGCCGCUUGUUGGUCCCGUCGUCUCUUUGGAUGCUGAGAUCCUAAAAGAGAACUGCUCCAAUCCUGUGUUUAUGCGUAAAGAUACAAAGAGCAGUUUUCAGUGGAGAAUCCGGAACCUCCCCCACCCAAAAGAUGUCUUUCAGGUUUCGGUGGAAGCACCUGAAAGAUGCAUUGUCAUCAAAACUUCCAACAAAAAGUAUUACAAGAGGUUUGAUAUUCCUGAUAUGGAUCGAAGUCAACUCCCGCUGGACAGCUCUGCCUUAAGCUUCACUCAUGCCAACAACACUUUGAUAGUCAGUUACAAGAAACCCAAAGAGAUUUUAACCCUCGAGCAGGAGCUGAUGAAGGAGCUGAAGAAGUUAAAGGCGACGAGUGAAGGUGACAUCGACUGCAAAACUCAAUGAAUUCCGAAAGACAGAGAGAAUGCCAUAUUCUGGUUAUUUUUUUUGGUUUACGUUUAAAUGUGUUGAAUUCAUGCUUGAUUAGUCUCCUGACAUGUUUUCCAUGAAUACUUCAAAUGGGAAAUACUUUCUUUCUUGUGGUUUCCGCCAAUAUUUGAAAAUUCAAACCACUGACAAGCCUUGACAAAUAACAUUUCUUUCAUCAAAACAUUAAAAUUGUGGAAAGUUUAGAACAGAACACUGUUUUAAUAUGACUUUGUUCCAUGCUUUCUGGCUCCCUCUCAAAGCCAGCGCCCCUGCGGUCUUGAUGGGAGUCACACAACCGAGACAGCCUCCUUUCAUUGAUGUGCUUGUAACACACAUUGACCUGUUCGUUACGGGGUCACUCUUACGAGCACAUCCCGUUUGUGUUAACUGAAUACCUUCAUGUUCCUUGCGUGUCACAGGCCACCCUGAAAGCCAUUAGUGGAGGUUUGGGGAUGGAGGUAGCUCGUGCAUGUGGAACUCUUUCCAUUUUACCUGAGAGGUUUCGUGAGACUUUGGGCUUGUUGUCACCAUCACUCACACAAAUUUGGGUUAAAUACAAAACAAUACACGAGACUAUGUUCCACAUUGUUAACAUGUUAGGGUCCUCCAAACAACCUUUUUGAUGUUAUUUAUCCGUCCGCCCAUGUUCUGGAAUUUGAUCAAUUUCCCCAUCCCCAUUAAUGCUUUGAAAUGAAAGCCGAAAAUCACAUUACUGUGUCAUAAUAAAGUUUUUUGCACGGCAAA